CACGCAUAUAUAUAAAUAUAUACACUCCAAAAUUUAAACCCUAAUAGCUUCGGGGGGGAAAACAUAACGAGAGCUUUGUUUUUCCAACAUGAGGUUUCCAGGUUUUUUGUCAUCGGCAGUUACGGUUAUCUUGUUUGUUGGUUGUUUCAUGGCGGUUCCUGAGGUUGUCACUGCAAAACAUGGCGGCGGGGUUACCAGACACUACAAGUUCAGUAUAAGAAUGAAGAAUAUUACACGAUUGUGCCAUAGUAAGAGCAUUGUUACAGUUAACGGCAAGUUCCCAGGGCCUCGUGUUGUUGCCAGAGAAGGAGACCGUUUGGUCGUUAAAGUAGUUAAUCAUGUUCCUAACAAUAUCUCCAUUCAUUGGCAUGGAAUUAAGCAGCUUCGAAGCGGAUGGGCAGAUGGGCCUGCAUAUAUCACACAAUGCCCCAUUCAAACAGGCCAGUCUUACGUUUACAACUUCACAAUAACCGGACAAAGAGGAACUUUGUUCUGGCAUGCUCACUUUUCAUGGAUGAGAGCUACUGUUUAUGGCCCACUCAUCAUCCUCCCAAGGCGCAAUGAAUCUUAUCCUUUCAUUAAACCUUACAAAGAAGUCCCUAUUUUGUUUGGUGAAUGGUUUAAUGCUGAUACUGAAGCUGUUAUCAAUCAGUCACUUCAAACUGGUGCUGGCCCAAAUGUUUCCGAUGCCUACACUCUCAAUGGUCUUCCAGGCCCAUUGUAUAAUUGUUCUGGCAAAGAUACAUAUAAAUUGAAGGUAAAGCCCGGAAAAACAUAUCUACUGAGGUUAAUCAAUGCUGCACUCAAUGAUGAACUAUUCUUCAGCAUUGCAAACCAUAGUGUCACUGUCGUGGAAGCCGACGCAACGUACGUGAAACCGUUCGUGACCGACACAUUAGUGAUAGCACCGGGACAAACCACCAAUGUGCUCCUAAAGACCAAAUCGCCAGCCCCUGAUGCCGCUUUCUAUAUGUUGGCUAGACCCUAUUUCACCGGCAUGGGCACAAUCGACAACACAACCGUUGCCGGCAUCCUCAAAUACGAAAACCCGAAAAACCUGGAAAAUGCUCCAUUGUUUAAACCAAGCUUACCUGCCAUCAAUGCCACAAAUGUUGUAGCCAAUUUUUCAAACAUGUUCAAAAGUUUAGCCACCAACAAGUUCCCUAUCAAUGUCCCACAAAAAGUGGACAAAAGGUUCUUUUUUACUGUUGGCCUUGGAACCAACCCUUGUCCUAAAAACCAAACAUGUCAAGGACCAAAUGGUACAAAAUUUGCAGCUUCAAUGAACAAUAUCUCCUUUGCACUCCCUACAACAGCUUUGUUACAAUCCUAUUUCUUUUCUAAAAACGGGGUUUUCACCGCCGAUUUCCCGGAUUCCCCUCUUCAUCCGUUUAAUUACACCGGCACUCCGCCGAACAACACACACGUUAUUAACGGUACCACUAAAGUUGAAGUGUUACCGUUCAAUGCGAGCGUCGAAGUGAUCAUGCAGGACACUAGUAUAUUAGGUGCUGAGAGCCACCCUCUCCAUCUCCAUGGCUAUAAUUUCUAUGUUGUUGGUCAAGGUUUUGGUAACUUUGAUCCUAAAAAUGAUCCUUCAAAGUUCAACCUCGUAGAUCCGGUUGAAAGAAACACCAUUGGUGUCCCCUCCGGUGGUUGGGUCGCGAUUCGGUUUCAAGCAGACAAUCCCGGUGUUUGGCUGAUGCACUGUCACUUUGAUGUUCACUUGAGCUGGGGCUUAAGAAUGGCAUGGAUAGUGUUGGACGGAAAACUUCCUAACCAGAAACUGCCGCCGCCGCCGUCGGAUCUUCCCAAGUGUUAAAACUUUUUUGUCUCUUUGAUGGGGACUUGAAAAUAUAUCAAUCUUGCCAUAUAUAUAUAUAUAAUAUAUACACAUAUAAUUGUUUUGUUGUUGUCUUAUAAAGCCAACAUUGGCAUUGAACAUGGUUCUUUGCUGUUUGGAGAAUCUAUCACCAACACAAAUGGUGAAGGUUUUGUAUACUUUGUAUGAGUUUCAAUGCAGUUGUUGCGGCCAAUAAUAAAUACUUUAUUCUCAAAAAAA
Molecule: messenger RNA, 2062 nt
Organism: Gossypium raimondii (Peruvian cotton)
Lineage: Eukaryota; Viridiplantae; Streptophyta; Magnoliopsida; Malvales; Malvaceae
Product: laccase-2
Exons: 6
Coding region: 89-1822 (577 amino acids)
Biological process (GO): lignin catabolic process
Cellular component (GO): apoplast
Molecular function (GO): hydroquinone:oxygen oxidoreductase activity; copper ion binding
Source: RefSeq, a predicted model, not a curated record